Molecule: messenger RNA, 850 nt
Organism: Panicum virgatum (switchgrass)
Lineage: Eukaryota; Viridiplantae; Streptophyta; Magnoliopsida; Poales; Poaceae
Product: AP-1 complex subunit mu-2-like
Exons: 5
Coding region: 308-850 (180 amino acids)
Biological process (GO): vesicle-mediated transport
Cellular component (GO): cytoplasmic vesicle
Source: RefSeq, a predicted model, not a curated record
CACAUCGGACAGCAUCCAGGCCCCACCGUCCAGUGGGACGCGAGAAAACCAUCACCCGGAUCCCUGCCCCCCUCCUCACCCUCUCCACUUCCGUUUUCCCGAUCCUUGCGUCGCGGCUCCGAUCCACCGCAGCACCGCACCGCCGCGAGCACGUCGGGUGCCGGUGCGGCAGGCGAGAUCCGAGGACACCCCCUCCCCCGCGUCCCCCCCGAAUGGCCGCCGCCGGCCGCAGAUAGAGAGAGGCGCAGGCGGCGCGUGCAAGAUCCAGAUCCGGUGGGCGGGCGUGGACGAGAUCGCCCCCACCGCGAUGGCGGGCGCGGUGUCCGCGCUCUUCCUGCUGGACAUCAAGGGCCGCGUCCUCGUCUGGCGCGACUACCGCGGCGACGUCUCCGCGCUCCAGGCCGAGCGCUUCUUCACCAAGCUCCUCGACAAGGAGGGCGACGCGGAAGUGCACUCGCCGGUGGUCUACGACGACGGCCGGCGUCACGUACAUGUUCAUCCAGCACAAACAACGUCUUCCUCCUCACCGCAGCCCGCCAGAAUUGCAAACGCGGCCAGCAUUCUCCUCUUCCUUCACCGCGUCGUGGAUGUGUUCAAGCACUACUUCGAGGAGUUGGAGGAGAGUCGCUCAGAGAUAACUUUGUCGUUGUGGUACGGCAAAUGCUCAAGCACUACUUCUGCAGACAGUUCUGUUAUAGUACUUUACAAACCACCACACUUCGUUUCUGCAGGUCUUCUGGAUGUGGUGGAGAGUGUUAACAUUCUAGUUAACAGCAAUGGGCAGAUUGUGAGAUCAGAUGUCGUUGGGGCACUGAAGAUGAGAACAUAUUUGAGAUUUUACGCUGGAUAG